AAGGCCGCGGCGCGGCGAUGAUGUAAUGGCUUUGUGUGGCGGGGCGGCGGGGGCAGUGCUUCGUAGGUUUCUUGAGGCCACCGGCGGCUUCGGCGCGUCGGGGGCCGCUGCGGGGCCUCGCCAGACUCGGCCCGGCCCCGCCCGGCCGAGAGCGUGAGUGGGCGCGGAGCGCGCGCAGCGGGGGCGAGGAGGGGGAGCGCAGGCUAAACAAAAAUAAAUCAUUAAAGGCCCCUUUAUGAAACUAAUCCUCAGUCAAGUGUUACUUUUGAUGUAUGGUCUCUGAAGCCCCCCACUAUGCCAGCAGCUACUGUAGACCAUAGCCAAAGAAUCUGUGAAGUCUGGGCGUGUAACUUGGAUGAAGAGAUGAAGAAAAUUCGUCAAGUUAUACGGAAGUAUAACUAUGUUGCUAUGGACACGGAAUUUCCCGGAGUAGUUGCAAGGCCUAUUGGAGAAUUCAGAAGCAACGCAGACUAUCAGUACCAGUUAUUACGCUGCAAUGUAGACUUGUUAAAAAUAAUUCAAUUAGGACUGACAUUUAUGAAUGAGCAAGGAGAAUACCCUCCAGGAACUUCAACUUGGCAAUUUAAUUUUAAAUUUAAUUUAACAGAAGAUAUGUAUGCCCAGGACUCUAUUGAACUGUUGACGACAUCUGGUAUCCAGUUUAAAAAGCAUGAGGAAGAAGGAAUUGAGACACAGUACUUUGCAGAACUGCUUAUGACAUCAGGAGUUGUACUGUGUGAAGGAGUCAAGUGGCUUUCCUUUCAUAGUGGAUAUGACUUCGGCUAUCUAAUCAAAAUCCUGACAAACUCUAAUUUGCCUGAAGAAGAGCUGGACUUCUUUGAAAUACUGCGAUUGUUUUUCCCUGUCAUCUAUGAUGUAAAAUAUCUUAUGAAGAGUUGCAAGAAUCUGAAGGGUGGAUUACAAGAAGUGGCUGAGCAGUUAGAGCUCGAAAGGAUAGGACCACAGCAUCAGGCAGGAUCUGAUUCUUUACUCACAGGAAUGGCCUUUUUCAAAAUGAGAGAAAUGUUCUUUGAAGAUCACAUUGAUGAUGCCAAAUAUUGUGGCCACUUAUACGGCCUUGGUUCGGGGUCAUCUUAUGUACAGAAUGGCACAGGAAAUGCAUAUGAAGAAGAAGCCAACAAACAGUCAUGACAUGAAGUAAAAGGCCGCCUUUUUGACCUCCAUAUCCUUGUAUAUAGGUUUUACCUCUGGUUGAACCCCUUGGACAAUAAGGCUUCCCCCCACCACUUUCUCAGCACACUUUCUUUUCUGCCUUUCUAUGUACUGAACUUGACUAUUCCUAUCACAGAUUUUGAUCUUGAUACGUAAAAUUUUUCUGGGUUACAUUUUGGCCUUCUAACUAGCCCAUUUGUAAAGAAGUAUGUAUAGGAUCAGUGUGGAAGAGAGAAGGGGAAGGCUAAAUCAUAGUCUGGUAAACUUACUGAUACUGAUCUUCUAUUUUUUUGUCUAUUUCCCCUCCCUUCUCCAAGUUAACUGGCACUGAUAAUAACUAAUUUCUCUAUUCAUGUCUGUUCCUUCCAGUAUGCAGGCGUUUUGGCUAUUCAAGAUUGUGGACCAUCAGAUUUGCACUUUAGAGAGUGACUCUGACUCAGAUCCUCUAUUUGAAGUUUUUUCUUUUGCCCUCAGCUAGAAAACAAUCAUCUGCCAAGUUCAACAGCUUCACGCUGUAUUUCCUUGGUAUCUCGAACCAUGACUUAUUUGCUGCAUAAUCUCUGUUUGUUCAAGCAAAACACAUUGCUGAAAUCAUAGUAACUGCUGUUACUCUACUAGUGUUCAGUCAUCUUCAACCACAUCCUGCACAUAACAGCUUUACACCCUUCAGGAAGAGAACAGCUAUGACUUUCUCAGUUUAAUGGUAAAAAUGGUAGUUGAAGGAAAUUGGAAUAGUAGGAGAUUUGUAAUGUCACAGUUCCCUUAUUAACUUCCUAGCUUUUAUUCUAGUAAUGUACACCUCAAAUUUUUUAUGAAGUCAUAUUUAUUAUGUACUUGAUUUGAUGAGUUUUGGAAGUCAGUUUAGUUGAAGACAAAACCCAAAGAUCUGCAAAAAUACUAUUUAAUUGAAUUAUUGAAUUAGGACAAUUAAAAUAAGCUUUUUUUUAGUAGCUGCUGCAAAGACAGGUGUUACAGAUACUUGUUGUAAAACAACAAAAUAUAAGUUACUUCUAGCUAAUAAAGUUACCUGAGGAGUGUAAUGCUAGUUUAUUUUUGAGUGUGUCGUAGCAAUAUAUUUUAUAUAUAUUGUUUUAAAGGACCCUAAAGUACAUUCUUAACUCUGCAUAGCAUGUGCACAGAGCAGUUGUGCAGGAAGGAUUUUUGGUAUUGAAUAGCUAAAUACUAGCCUGAAAUGAUGGAAUGUGCGACACUAUGUACUUGUGUGUGUGUGUGCACAUGUAUGUGUGUACAUGUUUGACAUGGAAAUCAACAGUAUAAAAAUCUCUAGAUGUUCGCCAAAUUGUUUUACCUUGAACUGAAAAAAAUCAAACACCUUUUUUCAUUGAACUACAAUGAUGUAACUGGGUGGUCCUUUUUAAACAAGUAAUUUGCAUAAGAGAGGGUAUUUGUUUUUAAAGCUUUUGUAAAUAAAGGCCUACAAAAUGUUUUGUUACAUAACAACCGACUGGUGGUUUUGUUGCACAAUUUUUCUUGGAAUGUGUGCAUUUAGUCAGUUCAUUCUGUAUUCUGUUUUGUUUAGGCAUGGUAGUUCUUUUCCAGGUGCUUAUAAAACCAUCUAAUUCGCUGCUUCCUGACUGCGCUUCCAGAUCGAAAUUCUGUUUGUGUGUUUCCAGUCACUGAAGUCCUACUGACCUGAGUUGCGAGACUGGUAUGGUUACAAUUUACUACUGAGGCACCCAAAUCCCAUUAGUAAUUUAUUUUAAUACCAUUGUGCAUUAAGUGAUGGUGACUUAUUUUAACUUUGAUUGUCUUUUGAUUUUUAAUAAGAAGAUAAGAACUGGAAUGGGAAAACAGGAUGGAUUCUUACUUGGCAUCAAUCUCUCUUGUCACGCUUGAACUGUAGGCUUACAUGGAAAAUUUGCAUGCCUGUGGAAUGAAGAACUGCUGAAGUUUGAUGCAUUUGCUUUGAAGUUUAGUAGCUUUGCCUGAAGUAUACCAAUACAACUACGGUUAACUUUUGAAGAGAAUGACUCUUAGAAAAAUUUUGGGGUUUUGUUUUGAAGUAACAUUUUAGUUGUGGAUCAAAAAGUGUUUAGAGCCUUCUAAUUGUGUGCUUACAGAGAAGGUUUUGGUUCAGAUUGGGAUGCUUUUUGAAGCGAUUGUUGAGCAUCCCACAUACUGUCCUUUGCUUUGCUUCCCAUCAUGAAUCUGUCAGAGCAUGGACUCUCAUUUGGAAGAAGCUGAAGCCAAAUACACAUGAUGGGUGUGUCUUGUGUCCCAGCUGCCAAUGAGCAUGCAGUCUGCAGGACCAGGCUGAGUUUGCUUAAGCCCUAGUCUAAAAUUCUCAUGGGGCAUUUGACUUUAAGCAGUUCUACUCUUCAGUUUUCUUCUUGUAAGAAAAGCUUUUCUCAAAAGCCACUGAUCAGUAUGAAGCGAAGGUUAUGCUUUAUUCUGCAUGAGAACUCCUGGUCUGAUCAAUGUCAUCUGUCUAUUUAGAGAUGAUUACAGCUGGGGAGACAGCAGUGCAUCAUUCAGUUUCUGCGGCAAAAUUAGAUUU
Molecule: messenger RNA, 3691 nt
Organism: Cuculus canorus (common cuckoo)
Lineage: Eukaryota; Metazoa; Chordata; Aves; Cuculiformes; Cuculidae
Gene: CNOT7
Product: CCR4-NOT transcription complex subunit 7
Exons: 7
Coding region: 295-1152 (285 amino acids)
Cellular component (GO): CCR4-NOT core complex; CCR4-NOT complex; P-body
Molecular function (GO): poly(A)-specific ribonuclease activity; nucleic acid binding
Source: RefSeq, a predicted model, not a curated record